UAAAGACGCGCUUAUCACGCAGCAGUUGUCAAAUCUAUAUGUACUUUACAUAAGUUAUAUUUACAAAGAAAGAGCUAUUUGAAUACGUUUUAUCAGGGAGAUAGUUAUGGAAACUAGUAUAGGACUGGCCAUGAAUCCGGCACACACAGAAGAGAGCGCGGUUUUCACGCAGCUAAAACUUGUGCGGCUGUCUGGAGCGGACGGCGCAGAUGACUCGUCCGUUUUUGAGGAAGUGAAACCCGCGAUCCGGUUGGAGAUGGAAAAGUACCUCCCCCAGACCACAUGCAGUCCCCUCCAUCCUUCAUCCAUGGCUCACACAGACAAGAAGAACCGCGGAGAGAGCCCCUCAUUUGUGGACAAGUACCUCUCAGAGGAGAAGCCCAACACAGCUCCCUACAGCAUCAACAUCAACCUCAUCCUCCCCAAAACCACCCACCUCUGCACCGGCCUGAACCGGCCCAACAAGCCCCAGCAGCACCACCAGACCCAUCUCCUCCAGCACAUCAAGACAGAGCCUGGGUUGGACGUCCCAGUGCCGUGCUCCAUCCAGACCCUGCCUGACUUCAUGUCUGUCUUCAGCAUUCCCCAGACUUUCAACACUAUGUUUAUCAAACCCGAUAUGGCCGCCAGCGGACACCCAGUUUCAGAUGCACAUACUGAGCUGCAUAUUGGCCCCCAACAACCGCAGGUCUACCAGAUGCCCAUACCCAUCAGCGGAGCUGACCUCACAAUGACACUCUCCCGCAGCAGCCAAUCAGGGACCAGCGGAGCCGGCAACGGUAGAACCAUGCUCAACCUGAACAGCGUCUCCUUGACAACGUUAGGCCACGGCGGUGGUGACUCGUCGUUUGCAAUGCCGGAGCAUUUCUACCACCCCCACGCCAAGGCGUCACCCCAGUCACAGACCCACAGCCUACCUCCCUCACCCCCCAACUCGCAGCCGGGUAGUCCUGAGAACCAGGCUGAGCUGCUGACCCCUCCGCCGCCCUUCCAGGCCUCUAGCAGACUGGGGUUAAAGGUCACCCAGAUGUCCCACCACUCCAUGCUUAUGGCCCACGGACAAGGGGUGCUGACAGGACCCAGGUACAAUCGACGGAACAACCCUGAGCUCGAGAAGAGACGGAUCCACUUCUGUGACUUCCCUGGCUGCGCCAAGGUUUACACAAAGAGCUCUCACUUGAAAGCACACCAAAGGACACACACAGGGGAGAAACCAUACUCUUGCAGCUGGGAGGGCUGUGACUGGCGUUUCGCCCGCUCUGACGAGCUGACACGACACUAUCGUAAACACACGGGAGCCAAGCCCUUCAAGUGUGUAGCCUGCAGGCAAUCUUUCUCCCGGUCCGAUCACCUUUCCCUACACAUGAAGCGCCACCAGAACUAAACACACACACACACACACACACACACACACACACACACACACACACACACACACACACACACACACACACGCUACGACCACCUGAAGCGUCACCGGAGCAGAGGGACACAUUACCACCAUCCUGAAGCCCCAGAAUGCAUUGCACUGCAUGAGGGCCAAUACAAAGAUCAAAAUGUCUGCUCCUGUAAUGGCAACAUCAUCAUAUGGACUUUCAAAGAAACAGGACACCUUCCUCCAAUUGCUCCAUGUAAUAAUGGAUGCACAUUGUAUGCCUGUCUGUCUGUAUAUACAGUUUGAAGUCGGACGUUUACGUACACUUAGGUCGUUUUUCAACCACUCCACAAAUUUCGUGUUAACAAACUAUAGUUUUGGCAAGUCAGUUAGGACAUCUACUUUGUGUAAUUUUUCCAACAGUUGUUUACAGACAGAUUAUUUCACUUAUAAUUCACUGUAUCACAAAUCCAGUGGGUCAGAAGUUUACAUACACUAAGUUGACUGUGCCUUUCAAACAGCUUGGAAAAUUCCAGAAAAUCAUGUCAUGGCUUUAGAAGCUUCAUUUGAGUCCAUUGGAGGUGUACCCGUGGAUGUAUUUCAAGGCCUACCUUCAAACUCAGUGCCUCUUUGCUUGACAUCAUGGGAAAAUCAAAGUAAUCAGCCAAGACCUCAGGAAAAAAAUUGUAGACCACAAGUCUGGUUCAUCCUUGGGAGCAAUUUCCAAAUGCCUGAAGGCACCACAAAUCAAAUCAAGUCAAAUGUUAUUUGUCACAUACACAUGGUUAGCAGAUGUUAAUGCAAGUGUAGCGAAAUGCUUGUGUUUCUAGUUCCGAUAAUGCAGUAAUAACCAACGAGUAAUCUAACCUAACAGUUCCACAACUACUACCUUAUACACACAAGUGUAAAGGAUGAAGAAUAUGUACAUAAAGAUAUAUGAAUGAGUGAUGGUACAGAACGGCAUAGGCAAGAUGCAGUAGAUGGUAUAGAGUACAGUAUAUACAAAUGAGAUGAGUAAUGUAGGGUAUGUAAACAUUAUAUUAAGUGACAUUGUUUAAAGUGGCUAGUGAUACAUUUUUUACAUACAUUUUUCUAUUAUUAAAGUGGCUGGAGUUGAGUCAGUAUGUUGGCAGUAGCAACACAAUGCUAGUGAUGGCUGUUUAACAGUCUGAUGGCCUUGAGAUAGAAGCUGUUUUUCAGUCUCUCUGUCCCUGCUUUGAUGCACCUGUACUGACCUUGACUUCUGGAUGAUAGCGGGGUGAACAGGCAGUGGUUGUUGUCCUUGUCCUCGGGUGGUUGUUGUCCUUGAUGAUCUUUAUCAAUCAAUCAAUCAAGUUUAUUUUAUAUAGCCCUUCGUACAUCAGCUAAUAUCUCGAAGUGCUGUACAGAAACCCAGCCUAAACCCCCAAACAGCAAGCAAUGCAGGUGUAGAAGCACGGUGGCUAGGAAAAACUCCCUAGAAAGGCAGAAGGGGUGGCCUCUUCUGGCUGUGCCGGGUGGAGAUUAUAACAGAACAUGGCCAAGACGUUCAAAAUGUUCAUAAAUGACAAGCAUGGUCAAAUAAUAAUCAGGAAUAAAUGUCAGUUGGCUUUUCAUAGCCGAUAAUUAAGAGUUGAAAGCAGCAGGUCUGGGACAGGUAAGGGUUCCAUAACCGCAUGCAGAACAGUUGAAACUGUUUAUGGCCAUCCUGUGACAUCGGGUGGUGUAGGUGUCCUGGAGGGCAGGUAGUUUGCCGCCGGUGAUGCGUUGUGCAGACCUCAUUACCCUCUGGAGAGCUUUACGGUUGUGGGCGGAGCAGUUGCCGUACCAGGCGGUGAUACAGCCCGACAGGAUGCUCUCGUUUGUGCAUCUGUAAAAGUUUGAGUGCUUUUGGUGACAAGCCGAAUUUCUUCAGUCUCCUGAGGUUGAAGAGGCGCUGCUGCGCCUUCUUCACCACGCUGUCUGUGUGGGUGGACCAAUUCAGUUUAUCCGUAAUGUGUACGCCGAGGAACUUAAAACUUACUACCCUAUCCACUGCUGUCCCGUCAAAGUGGAUAGGGGGGUGCUCCCUCUGCUGUUUUCUGAAGUCUACGAUCAUCUCCUUUGUUUUGUUGACGUUGAGUGUGAGGUUAUUUUCAUGACACCACACUCCGAGGGCGGAGUGUGGUUAGAAUAGCAAUGAUCUAGGGUUUUACCAGCCCUGGUAGCACAAUCGAUAUGUUCAUAGAAUUUAGGGAGUCUUGUUUUCAGAUUAGCCUUGUUAAAAUCCCCAGCUACAAUGAAUGCAGCCUCAGGAUAGGUGGUUUCCAGUUUAUAUAGAGUCAAAUAAAGUUCGUUCAGGGCCAUCGAUGUGUCUGCUUGGGGGGGAAUAUAUGCAGCUGUGAUUUAUAAUCGAAGAGAAUUCUCUUGGUAGAUAAUGCGGUCGACAUUUGAUUGUGAGGAAUUCUAAGUCAGGUGAACAACGUCAACAGUGUAGAGGCGUCUCCGGCCAAUAAAAUAAAAGAUUAAGAUGGGUAAAAGAACACAGACACUGGACAGAGGAACUCUGACUAGAAGGCCAGCAUCUCGGAGUUGCCUCUUCGCUAUUGAAGUUGAGACUGGUGUUGUCCACUUGCUCAGUUGUGCACCGGGGCCUCCACUCCUAUUUCUAUAUUGUUUAGAGUCUGUCUGUGCUGUUCUGUGAAGCGAGUAGUACACAAGGACUGGUCUGAUGAGUCCAAAUUUGAGUUUUUUGGUUCCAACCGCUGUGUCUUAGUGAGCCACAGAGUAGGUGUACGAAUGAUCUCCGCAUGUGUAGUUCCCACCGUGAAGCAUGGAGGAGGAGGUGUGAUGGUGGGAUGGGAUGGCGUGUCUCUGCAGAAUUCUGUGGUAGCCAUGCUGGUGACACUCUCACUGAUUUAUUUAGAAUUCAAGUCACACUUAACCAGCAUGGCUACCACAGAAUUCUGCAGAGACACGCCAUCCCAUCUGGUUUGCGUUUAGUCGGACCAUAAUAUGUUUUUCAACAGGACAAUUACCCAAAACACACCUUCAGGCUGUGUAAGGGCUAUUUGACCAAGAAGGAGAGUGAUGGUGCUGCAUCAGAUGACUUGGCCUCCACAAUCAAUACAAUCUUUCGGGAAGUAAUGUUUAUAUUUAGAAACAGUAAUGUUGUAAUGUUUAUUAUUUCAUAUCUGCAACCAUGGAGACAAACCUCUUUGUCAGAGGAUAGCGAUAACAUUACAUUAUCCUACAUAUAUUUACAGUUUUAUCUUCUAUAGUUUGUUCAACAGUUUUACAUUAUUAUUUGGAUUAUUAUGGUUUAAUGUUAAUUAGUCUUGCACUGGAACCUCACUAUUUAUGUAUAAAUGAAGAGUUUCAUUCCAAAAUGCUACAUAUAAACAUUUUCAGAAAUGUUGGUAUAUUAGCUUUCAUAGUUUACAGAAAUGAUGAAAGAGAUUUGUGUGUUUCUUCACUAUCUAAUCAUGGCAUGGGGUUGUUCAAUGACAGACAUCUAUAAAAUAUAUUACUUGAUAAUAAUAAUUAUAAUCAUGUUUUUUGGCUAAAUGCAAUAUAUGUGCCCCACUCUCAGCGAAAUAAGUAGUACUGCUAGGUUUUACAUAGUCAAGCGUAACAAAUGACAGCAUUUUUAAAAAUAAAGAACUGUACUAAUUAUACAUUAUAAAAAGUAGCAAAUACGGUAAUAUGAGAUCUCUAUGUAAAACAUUUACAUUUGACAUUUUAGUCAUUUCAGCAGACGCUAUUAACCAUGGCAAUUUACAGUAAGUGCAUUAAUCUUAAGAUGGCUAGGUGAGACAACCACAUAUCACAGUCAAAUGCUGUAUAGAGGAAAUGAACAUUCCAUUCCAGCUAAACAAUGGAUGUAUAGUGUUUUGCAAACAUCUAUGAAUAAAAAAUCUGUGAACAUUAAUAUUAUACACAAACAUGAAGGUACCCAUAUGCAAUCAUGAUGAAGCAAUUUCUGAUGAAAAAACACAGAUGUGAAAAAUUGGUCGAUGUCGUGUUUUUGAAAUAAACUCUUAAUUUAUUGAGUUGAACCGAAUCAUAUUGGCAU
Salvelinus fontinalis (brook trout) is the source of this 5408-nucleotide messenger RNA. Its product is annotated as Krueppel-like factor 5. NCBI's taxonomy places the organism in Eukaryota, Metazoa, Chordata, Actinopteri, Salmoniformes, Salmonidae. The transcript is spliced from 4 exons. The record is from RefSeq and is a predicted model, not a curated record. The coding region runs from base 107 to 1384 and encodes 425 amino acids. Gene Ontology annotation, molecular function: RNA polymerase II cis-regulatory region sequence-specific DNA binding; DNA-binding transcription factor activity, RNA polymerase II-specific. Gene Ontology annotation, biological process: regulation of transcription by RNA polymerase II.